Messenger RNA from Pseudo-nitzschia multistriata, 2472 nucleotides. The record is from the annotation of a GenBank genome assembly. NCBI's taxonomy places the organism in Eukaryota, Bacillariophyta, Bacillariophyceae, Bacillariales, Bacillariaceae.
GAAAAUUCAAUGGAAACCCGGCCAAGCGAGUCGAAUCAAUCCAUCAUCCAACGUCAAUGUGAGAAUUCGUCAUUCGUCGUCGACGAAUUUCGGCAUGCAAUCGUACUUCCCAGCUCUACAGUACCCCUCGAACUGUACCGGGAAAGGACGAACAAUCACUCACUCCUUUUUGCAGAUGUGCUGUCUUCGACAACCCAAUUACAAUUUAAUACGACGUUCUCUCACCUUCGUAUCCUCACAAGGUCAACCAAUCUUCCUGUAACUUGAAAAUUGAGUCAUAAUGUCCCAAAAGAGAAAGAUUUCUGUUUCACGAAUGAUCUUAUCGACGGUUUUGUUGGUGGGGGGUUUGUCGUCAUGCGAGGCAUUCACCACUGCUCCUCAAUUGACGAGAGUGACAUCGACACAGAAUAUGCUACCAGUUUCGUCUGUUUCGGACUUUUCAUCAAUCGCUAGUGCCGAUUCCUUUUCUAUGCCAUCUUCAUCUUUUGAACUGUCAGCUGCUACCCUCGAUCCGACCACCAUCUUGUCGGAUGUUCUUGGUGUGUUCAUUGGAACUCCCAUCAUUUUGCUUGUUCCCAUCCUUGCUGCCUUGGGAGUUGCUGGAGUCCUUGCUUAUGGAAUUGUUGCUUACGCCAAUCCCGAAGUGGAAGAUGACGAGAUUUAAAUGAUCUUAAAACAAAUAAAAUAGAAARAAAGCUACCAAUACGUUUCGGAAGUGGCGAACAGUUCUGCCAAGGUAGAAAGGAAUAUCUGCUCAAAAUAAUAUUUGCUCUGCGUGCAAAGCAAACAGAUUUGUUUCAUUGUGAAUGAUGGGAGUUUGAGAAAGAGGGCAUGUCUGUUUCCGACAUGUAUCUCCCAGGCAAUUGGAAUUCCAAUUAUAAUAUCAAGUGAUGAAAGAGUUGAUUCGUUUGACUCUUACGAUGCUCUCCGUUGACAAYUAUGUUUCUUGACGUUGAUGGUCAUGGUUCURCACAGUAUCAUGUUUCCGCAGAUUCUUGUACUGGUACUAAAMAGAAAAAUUGCCUAGGAUUUGGGCUCGACRUCUUAACGAUUAGAUCGCCAUCUUUGCUUCGUAAAGAAACGUACCUGCAGUUCAUCAAUAAUACGAUCAUGGGCUACAUCGAUGAAUGUCCCAACGAUUUUCUCUCUGUCCCUAAGUCAACCAUGUUGUUCCAAAUUGAUUGAGAUGGAAAAUUGAAUACGAAUCGCAAUCCUGAAUAUAUACAUCUCCGCCUUCCCGUUGUUCGACCAGAAUGUGAAAGUAUUUGGCAUMAAGAUAUUUUUGUUUUUCUAGUUUGGAAUUAAUUUACUGUAGCUAUUUGCGGUUUUGGCGGGAAAACCGGUGUGUUGUAAAACCAAUCGGAAUCAGUUCGCAAAAUUGAGUACAUGCUGUAACCUAUCGAAUUGAUACAAUGGAUGAAUGGCGUGACCUGGUCUAGAAGGAAAAGAGACGGUCCUUGGAAUGACCGAGUGCCACGAGAUUCGGGGUACAUCCGCGGUCCAACAUGAUCGGCGGACCGCACAUGAGAUUCCAUACGUCGUCUCCUUUGGGAUACAAAUGGGUCUCGAAUAGCGCCUUGUCRACGAAUCCCUUAGAAUAUUUCCAUCCCUCUGGAACAGCAUCACUCAGAAUGUAGUGAACCUUGAACUUGUGUGGGAAUUGAACAGCCCAUUCGUCAAGAGUGGAUCUCAUUAAGAGAUCACCCUCCUCACGACAGGCAAAGAUGAGUGAGAUUUUGGUAGGAUCCUUGGGAUGACGAAGAAUCUCAGAUGCAAUUUGCAUGACAGGUGUAAUACCUGUACCUCCGGCAAUCAUGUUGAAAGCAGUGGCUGUUUGCGGUUCGUUGUCAACCAAGAACUUUCCAUCUGCGUGGUAUUCAAGCUCGCCUACGGGUCCUCGGAAGUCAAGGAAGUCGCCAAUUUUCAGGGAGUCAAGGUACUGACUCAUCUUUCCUCCGUUGGGGAAUCGAGGAGGGGCUGGUGGGUAAGCUUUGAUCACAAAUUUAACACAGCCAACAUCGUAGUUUGAAGAAAUCGGAGUGUACCGCCGAAGGACAGUUUCUCCAUUGAUCUUCGCAGACAAAAACAUGUGCUUUCCUGUAGGGAGACCCAACACGUGAUCGGGAGUAGGAAGAGCGAAGUCAAGCAUGAAAGAAUCUCUUGAUAGGACGACUUUAUUUUGAAGGCGGAAUGGUGUCUUCUUGCGGGGAUUGAGGGCCAGCUUGCGUCCCUGGUCAUCGACAAGUUCGUCAUCCUCCUUCUUCUCUUCUUCGCCAGCCGCAGAUGCUUCAAGGUCUCCGAUGUAAUAUCUUUCAAGCAUCUUAGUCGCCUUMGCAGAGUGAAUGGCAACGAAGUCCUCCGUAGCAUCAUCACCGGCAUUGAUGGUGAUGGAAUCAACUCCACCAGGGUGAAGUUCGAGGUACUCGGUACAAUCAUAAACUCUGUUGUUGACAAUAAUCCAUGUAUCAUGUU